This is a messenger RNA of Grammomys surdaster, 2163 nucleotides long. RefSeq names its product suppression of tumorigenicity 7 (gene St7). Bases 228 to 1892 code for a protein of 554 amino acids. The record is from RefSeq and is a predicted model, not a curated record. Lineage: Eukaryota; Metazoa; Chordata; Mammalia; Rodentia; Muridae. The transcript is spliced from 15 exons.
CCGGGAGUGUGCAGGGACCGGGCCCACGUGACCGCUCCACGAAGGCCACCGGCGGGGGGCUCGGAGCGCAGGCCGCGCGGUUUCCCGCCGCAUCCGGGCGGCGGGCGAGCUCGGUGGGGACGCCGGGCCCUGGUGGCGGCGGCGGCGGUGGCUCGAGCCUUGCCACGGGCCGGUGAAUCAUCCCGGCAGACAGCGAGCGCCGCGGCGGCCCGCAGCAGCGCCGGAAGAUGGCCGAGGCGGGCGCAGGCUUCCUGGAGCAGCUCAAGUCCUGCAUCGUGUGGUCGUGGACCUAUCUGUGGACCGUGUGGUUCUUCCUCGUGCUCUUCCUGGUCUACAUCCUGAGGGUGCCCCUGAGGAUCAACGACAAUCUGAGCACAGUGAGCAUGUUUUUGAACACGUUAACCCCAAAGUUCUACGUGGCCCUGACAGGCACAUCCUCCCUAAUAUCAGGACUUAUUUUGAUAUUUGAAUGGUGGUAUUUCCGAAAGUAUGGAACGUCCUUCAUUGAACAAGUCUCAGUAAGCCACUUGCGCCCCCUUCUGGGAGGGGUUGACAACAAUUCUUCCAAUAAUUCUAAUUCCAGUAAUGGGGACUCAGAUUCCAACAGGCAAAGUGUCUCAGAAUGCAAAGUAUGGCGAAAUCCACUGAACCUGUUUAGGGGUGCGGAAUACAAUCGGUACACUUGGGUCACAGGACGAGAGCCUCUGACAUACUAUGACAUGAACCUCUCUGCCCAGGACCACCAGACGUUCUUUACUUGUGAUUCGGACCAUCUUCGUCCUGCAGAUGCAAUAAUGCAAAAAGCCUGGAGAGAGAGGAACCCUCAAGCCAGGAUUUCUGCAGCUCAUGAAGCCUUGGAGAUAAAUGAGUGUGCAACUGCUUAUAUUCUCUUGGCUGAAGAAGAAGCAACAACUAUUGCUGAAGCAGAAAAACUCUUUAAGCAGGCCCUGAAGGCUGGAGAUGGUUGUUACCGGCGCUCUCAGCAGCUACAACACCAUGGGUCCCAGUAUGAAGCUCAACACAGACGAGACACCAAUGUCUUGGUCUACAUCAAACGGAGGCUAGCGAUGUGUGCCCGGAGACUCGGAAGGACCCGGGAAGCAGUGAAGAUGAUGAGAGACUUAAUGAAGGAGUUCCCCCUCCUAAGCAUGUUCAACAUCCAUGAAAACCUUCUAGAAGCUCUUCUGGAACUCCAAGCUUAUGCUGAUGUUCAGGCAGUCUUAGCAAAGUAUGAUGAUAUAAGCUUACCAAAGUCGGCAACCAUAUGCUACACAGCGGCCCUACUCAAAGCAAGAGCUGUCUCGGACAAAUUCUCUCCAGAGGCUGCAUCUCGGCGGGGGCUGAGCACAGCAGAGAUGAAUGCAGUCGAAGCCAUUCACAGAGCUGUGGAAUUUAAUCCGCACGUGCCAAAAUAUCUACUAGAAAUGAAAAGCUUAAUCCUCCCACCAGAACACAUCCUGAAGAGAGGAGACAGUGAAGCAAUAGCAUAUGCAUUCUUUCAUCUUGCACACUGGAAGAGGGUGGAAGGGGCUUUGAAUCUCUUGCAUUGUACGUGGGAAGGCACUUUCCGGAUGAUCCCGUAUCCCCUGGAGAAGGGACACCUAUUUUAUCCAUACCCAAUCUGUACAGAAACAGCUGACCGGGAGCUGCUUCCCUCUUUCCAUGAAGUCUCAGUUUACCCAAAGAAGGAACUUCCCUUCUUCAUCCUCUUCACUGCUGGACUCUGCUCCUUCACAGCCAUGCUGGCCCUCCUGACACAUCAGUUUCCAGAACUUAUGGGAGUCUUUGCAAAAGCCUUCCUCAGCACUUUGUUUGCCCCCUUGAACUUUGUUAUGGAGAAAGUGGAAAGCAUCCUCCCCUCCAGUCUGUGGCAUCAGCUGACGCGGAUCUGAGGGGAGCCUCCCAUCCUUCACUUUCCACACCAUCCGCCAUCUCUUCUGUGCCAACUUCUCAUGGACCGCAAGGAAGCAUGACUUUGAAAAAGGGAAACCAUUCUGAGAUUUUAAACUGUUCAUGGACUAUCAGUUCCUUAUUAAAGGCUGGUUUUGUUGUACAAAAUUUAUUGAUGUUCAGUUCUAUUUUAUUUUGCCUUCAAAACUGAUCAAAAAGUAAAAAUAAAUAAAUAAAUAAAUAAAUAAAUAAAUAAACUUUUGUGUAUUGCAA